CCCACCACUUGCAAUAAACAGGCGUAAUGUCAAUGUCAGGAACCGUAGCAGGUAUAUAAACCGUCCAAACAUCUAAUUCGGCACAACACGUCUAACUAGCGAGUACUGGAAUACCAGCAGCGCUAUCAAAAAAACAAUUCUAAUCACCAUGAAGUGCUUUAUCGUACUCUCCGCCCUCGUCGCCGUCGCUCUCGGUCACCCCAGUGGCCUCCACGGAGUGGCCGUUGGCCAUGCUGGACUUCCUCUGGCCUACAGUGCACCAGUAGCCUAUGCCCAUGUCGUACCCGGUGCACCCAUCGGUGCCGAUGGUCGCGUCGUAGACACUCCUGAGGUCGCAGUCGCCAAGGCUGAACACGCUGCUGCCCAUAUCAACGAGAAGGUCACCCUGGCUCAUGAAGCUGCCAAGAACCUGGCUGUCUCCCCCGUGGUCGCUGCUUACUCCGCCCCUGUUCUUUCCGGACCCGUUGUUUCUGCCUAUUCUUCACCCGUUGUUUCUGCCUAUUCUUCACCCGUUGUUUCUGCCCACGUUCCUGCUCUUGCCUACGGUAAAGUUCUUGGACACGGAGCACCCAUUGGCAUCGACGGAACUGUUGUCGACACUCCUGAGGUCGCUGUCGCCAAGGCUGCCCAUUUUGCUGCCCAUGCCGAAGCUAAGGCUCGUCUUGGAUGGGCCAGUCCAGCCGUCUCCGUCUGGUAGAUAAAGCCCAUCUACCCAUAUACUAGACUUUUUUGUUUUUUUUUUAAUUUCGAACAAUGGAUAUUUUUACUUGUGAAUAAAUUUUAUAUCGAACAA
This is a messenger RNA of Cephus cinctus (wheat stem sawfly), 793 nucleotides long. RefSeq names its product cuticle protein 18.7. NCBI's taxonomy places the organism in Eukaryota, Metazoa, Arthropoda, Insecta, Hymenoptera, Cephidae. The coding region runs from base 149 to 697 and encodes 182 amino acids. The transcript has 2 exons. The record is from RefSeq and is a predicted model, not a curated record.